Molecule: messenger RNA, 420 nt
Organism: Zasmidium cellare ATCC 36951
Lineage: Eukaryota; Fungi; Ascomycota; Dothideomycetes; Mycosphaerellales; Mycosphaerellaceae
Exons: 3
Coding region: 1-420 (139 amino acids)
Source: RefSeq, a predicted model, not a curated record
AUGACAUUACAACGCCCAAUGGCUUCCUUUCUGUCAGCCGGCCAGGUGCGUUGGCUGGAAACGUCGGCAGGAUGGAACGAACAGCCUUCAUCGCGAAAAGUGGCGUUCAGGGUUGAGCAUUCAGGGCUUCGGGACGCCAGUGCCACGUUCAUGCGGAUCGAGGACGUUGCCGCUGCUGAGGCUUACAACUUGGUGUUGUUGACUACUGGAGGGUUGGUCCAAGCAGUGAUGAAUCAGGCUGCGGGUUUCGGUUCGACGAUGCUGCUAUCAGCGACCACGUGUGAAGGCCGACAAGGUCGACUAAAAGUCACGUCCUUCGCCACGAGACUGGACAUUUUCCCUCGUGGAUCUUACCGUCAAUAUGGAACGGUGAAGAGAUCCAGCACGACGGUGAGAUUUGAGAACCCUAGGAAUGCAUAG